AUGGCUGCUAUAGCAGCGGGUGGUGUAGUCUUUCUUUUGGGUGGAUACCAUGUCGUGUCAAAGUUGUAUGAGGAGUAUGAGGAUCGACGAGAAUACGAAGCCUUUGUUCGACAAUACGCCGACCAUGAAAAACUGGAUGAUGAUGAUGACGAGGAUGAUCAAACAGCGGCAACCACAAGCCAUCCAUGGCACAAGCGUCACCAAGAUUUGCGACAUCGGAAACACAUGUUACAAAGUGAGGAAUCGUUGAUGCAGUCGUCGAUUGAGCUUGAUGCAUUGGAAAAGAGUAUUCAAGAGAGACAGCAACGACUCGAAAGAGAACAAAAAGCACUUGACGAAGCUGAACGUGAAAUGGAGCGUCGCAAAGAAGCUUUGGCUCAACAGCGACAGCAGUCAGCAUCGUCCUCUUCCAUCUUUCAACCACCAACAAGUUCUUUUCACGUGUCGACUGACUCAUUCGAUUCUUCUUCAUCUUCAUCGUCAUGUGCUUCUUCAGUGGUAGCGGAUGAUGAAGAACCACAACAACAACAUGCUCCACGACUACUAUCAACAACAACAGCCACACCACCAUCACGUCGAUCUUCAGAUGGCUAUCGUAGCAGCAGUGUUGGAUCGGAUGAUGAUGGAUUUGCUUCUGUGAGUGACCCACAUACAAGCGACUCGUAUGAUAUCCUCAGCGACGACGAUUAUCGUUCGCCUUAA
Messenger RNA from Lichtheimia ornata, 702 nucleotides. RefSeq lists its product as uncharacterized. Lineage: Eukaryota; Fungi; Mucoromycota; Mucoromycetes; Mucorales; Lichtheimiaceae. Bases 1 to 702 code for a protein of 233 amino acids. The transcript has 2 exons. The record is from RefSeq and is a predicted model, not a curated record.